Coccomyxa subellipsoidea C-169 is the source of this 1755-nucleotide messenger RNA. RefSeq names its product acyl-CoA N-acyltransferase. NCBI's taxonomy places the organism in Eukaryota, Viridiplantae, Chlorophyta, Trebouxiophyceae, Coccomyxaceae. Gene Ontology annotation, molecular function: acyltransferase activity, transferring groups other than amino-acyl groups; FAD binding; monooxygenase activity. The transcript has 14 exons. The record is from RefSeq and is a predicted model, not a curated record. The coding region runs from base 1 to 1755 and encodes 584 amino acids.
AUGAAGGCGCGGUCUGUGAGUGUGCUCGGAGGUGAGACAAGGGACAAGGAGGGAAAGAAUGUGACAUUUAGGGAGAUGGGCAAAAUGUUUGGAAUCGACUUCCAGAAGAAAUAUGGGAAGAGCUUGUUCUUUCUGGGAUGGCACGAGAUCCGGGAGACACUGUACGAGGCCUUGCCACCAGGUGUUGUGGAUUUCGGGCGAAGAUAUGCCAGCUAUGACGACCAGGGCGCUGAUGGAGUCAUUGUGAACUUCAAGGACGGCAGCAGCGUCCGAGCGCGGAUGCUGAUUGGCGCUGACGGCUAUUUCUCCAAAGUGCGGCGGCAGAUGCUGGAUGAUGGGCCGCCAGAGUUCACUGGCAACAUCAUGUGGCGCGCGCGGUUUCCCCUGCGCCAGGAAUUCUCCACAGAUCGCACCAGGUGGUGGAAAGAAAAUCUUGACAGUUUUGGCGGGCGCUUUGCUGUCAUCUUUCCUAUAGACAAGGACCAUGUCACGUUCGUGGCAAACGCCCCUGUAGAGCACCUACAUCGGCACAAUCUACCCUUCCAGGCCGACACAUCGAGGUCGGUGCAGGAGGAUGUGUAUGAGAAGGACAAUCUGCAGCGCUGCCUGACAGUCUUCCACGACUUUGAUGAGCGGCUGCUGGAGGUGCUGAGGGACACAGACCCCAGCACAGUCACAGAGCAUGGCCUCUAUGAGCGGCCGGUCGCCAAAAUGCCAGACGAGGGAUGGUGCAGGGGCAAUGUGACCAUCAUCGGCGAUGCAGCACAUGCCGGCCUGCCCAAUGGACAAGGCCUCAAUCUGGCCAUUGAAGAUGGUGCUGUAUUGGGGUGGCACGUGAGGGAAGGUGGUGUCACACCAGAGGCGCUGCAGAAAUUCAAUGCUGAGAGAGGCCCCCGAGUGCGCGAAGUCCUGACCAAGGGCUUGGACAACAACACGGGGCCGGAGAAGAUCAGGGUCAUCUAUGAGACCACCUUCCGGCCUGUGCAAGGUGACCGGCCAGGAGUGCAGGAGCACAGCGCAGCAGUGCCAGAGCCUGGCACUGCUGGCCAGCAAGUCUAUGCUGGCGUUCCUUUUCGGCAGUGGCUCUCCCCCAACGGCCAGUGGCGAGUCAGGCCCAUCAGGGAGGAAGAAGUGGGAGCAGUUGCGCGGUUGCAGGCGCAGGCUUUCCACGAGAGCAGCUCUUUUGCGCCGCUUGACUCCCUCCUGUACUAUGUCUUCCAGGGGGAGGUGUUGUCAGGGCUCCAGCAAAAAAUGAAGUACUCGCACAAGGACGGUUUCUGCUGUUUGGUCGCGUCGGCAGCCUCGGACCCCGACAAGAUUGUUGGCGUUGUGGAGGUAUCGCUUCAGGGCGAGAAGGAGGAGCUGAAUUGUCUGGCAGAGAAGGGCUUUGCAGAAGAGUCCUAUGCAUACGUUGCAUGCAUGGCAGUGGACAGGAACGCCAGGCGGGGUGGGGCUGCGAGCGCAUUGUUGGGUGCAGCGGAGCGGAUGGCGGGGAAGUGGCAGCAAAACUGGGUGCUGCUCCAUGUGUACGGCGACAACUUCCCCGGCAUCCGCCUGUACCAUAGAAACGGGUAUGCGGACCUGCAUAUAGACCCGGAGUGGUGGGGGUUCAUGGGACGGCGGCGGAGGGUGCUCAUGGCAAAGAGCGCCUCCGUGUUCUCUGUGGGCCGAUCUGUGCAGUCAAUCUCCACAAAUGUGCUCAAAAUGAUGCAGCAGCAGAGUUGGCAGGAACAGCAAGAGCAGGGACAGCUUUGA